GUCAAAUCAAAGCUUCUUCACAUCCCAGUGACUAAACAGCAAUUAGAAGCAGUUCUUCUAAUUGGCGUAAAAUCUUAGCUUUAUAUUAAAAGCAAUUCUUAGCGUACAUUGUAAGAUUGUACAUCGAUCGGAGCAAGGUGUUGUAUGCAUUUACAGUGAUUUAAAUUUGAAAUAAUGCUGUUCAUUAGAAGUUAAACAAUGAUGACAUCGCUUUUGUUAUGUGGUCGUUCUUGGAGAUCACCUUCCGAAUUGCAGGAUGGAUCCUGUAUUUUAACGACUGGUAGCGUCAUGGCAGAUCAGGGAGAGAAUAUAUCCCCGUCAAACUGUUACCGACUGGUGCUUUUAGGCUCUAGCAAAGUUGGUAAAACGUCUUUGGUUAACAGAUUUUUGAAAAAUAAAUUUGAGGAUGUGUAUACACCAACUAUUGAAGACUUUCAUCGUAAAAUAUAUCGUAUCAAAGGACAAUCAUAUCGUCUGGAUGUAUUAGACACGUCUGGUAACCACCCAUUUCCCGCCAUUAGAAGGCUCUCAAUUAUAACAGGUGAUAUCUUCUUAUUGAUGUACGACAUUUGCGACAGAGAAUCAUUCAACGAAGUUACGAGACUUUGUCAACAGAUAUAUGAGAUCAAAGGACAAUGUAGAACCCGGAUUGCACCUAAAAUAUGCAUUCCAAUGGUAAUUAUCGGAAACAAAUGUGAUCGAGAAAAACAUCGUGAAAUAGACUCAUCUGAAGGAGAAGAACUUGCUCGACAGUAUACUAAUGUCAGUUUCACAGAAACAUCAGCAAAGAAGAAUGUCAACGUCGAAGAUGCGUUCAUAAGGUUGUUUACCUUAGCAAAAAUGCCCGCCGAGAUGAGCCCUUCUUUACACAGAAAAGUGCAUCCGGGUGUUAUCGAUGAUGAAACCACAAGUAGAAAGAGCCUUUCAAUUCGUCGUCGUCUGUCUGAGGCUUGUGGAACAAUUGCGCCAAAUGCUCGAAGGCCAAGCAUACGAACUGAUCUACUUACAGCGCAAAUGCGAGGUAGCACAUCAAGAUCUCUCAUUGAGACUAAUACUGGAAAUUCUAAAUGCACCAUUCAGUAAACUG
Messenger RNA from Mytilus trossulus (common blue mussel), 1087 nucleotides. Its product is annotated as GTP-binding protein Rhes-like. Lineage: Eukaryota; Metazoa; Mollusca; Bivalvia; Mytilida; Mytilidae. The record is from RefSeq and is a predicted model, not a curated record. Bases 199 to 1083 code for a protein of 294 amino acids. Gene Ontology annotation, biological process: signal transduction. The transcript is spliced from 2 exons. Gene Ontology annotation, molecular function: GTP binding; G-protein beta-subunit binding; GTPase activity.